UUCUCACUUUGAGUACAUUAUUAUCUCUUUGCCCAUCAUGAGUACUUCUCCAAAGUUUAAGUCUAUGUUCAUCUGCUUUGCUUUCUUGGCAACCAUUUUCAUCAUCUUUCUAGAUGUGGCUAAAGCAAGAGAGCUUGCUGAGGAAACUAAGGACGAAAAACUGAACAAAGAUACCAAAGAAAACGAGAAAAAUCAUGAGGAAAACUUCAGCAGUAAGAGCACCUACACUAGUUCUCCAUCAGAGUCAAAGUGGUACAACCGUGGAACACCAGGUGGUGGUGACCAUGGUUAUUAUGGUGGUUAUCCCCAGCCUGGUGGUGAUCAUGGCUACUAUGGUGGGUAUCCCAAAGGUCAUGGUGGCUAUGGCUAUGGUGGUUAUCCCAAGUAUGGUUAUGGUGGACAUGGUUACUAUGGAGGUUAUCCAAAGGGUCAUGGUGGGUAUAAAGGUGGUGGUGAACAUGGUUAUUAUGGUGGUUAUCCAAAAUAUCAUGGCAGUAAUGGAGGAUACCAUGGAUAUCCAAAAAAUGGCGGCGGUUAUAAUGGUUAUCCCUCGCAUGGUGGUGGAUAUAUUGGUGGUUAUAAUCCUGGAAAUGGUGGUGGAUAUAAUGGUGGUUAUAAUCCUGGAAAUGGUGGUGGAUAUAAUGGUGGUUAUCCGGGGAAUGGUGGUGGAUAUUAUGGUGGUUAUCCAGGGAAUGGUGGUGGAUAUUAUGGUGGUUAUCAGGGGAAUGGUGGUGGUGGAUAUAACGGUGGCUAUCCAGGUAAUGGUGAUCUCCCGGGUGAUGACCCUUGAUUAUAUAUUGAAACUAUAGCUAAAAAUUAAUAUACUAUGUAUUGUAUGAAUAAGCACCGUAUGUAUGAGUUGGUGUUUGGUGAAGGUUUGAUGAAAGAAUUGUGUGUGAACUUUUGCAUGCACGUACUAUGUAUCACCUUUCUAUAAAUAAGAUAUUUUCUUAUCGUA
This is a messenger RNA of Dioscorea cayenensis subsp. rotundata (Guinea yam), 958 nucleotides long. RefSeq names its product cold and drought-regulated protein CORA-like. The record is from RefSeq and is a predicted model, not a curated record. The transcript has 2 exons. The coding region runs from base 38 to 790 and encodes 250 amino acids. Lineage: Eukaryota; Viridiplantae; Streptophyta; Magnoliopsida; Dioscoreales; Dioscoreaceae.